Messenger RNA from Endocarpon pusillum Z07020, 915 nucleotides. RefSeq lists its product as uncharacterized. The record is from RefSeq and is a predicted model, not a curated record. The coding region runs from base 1 to 915 and encodes 304 amino acids. The transcript has a single exon. NCBI's taxonomy places the organism in Eukaryota, Fungi, Ascomycota, Eurotiomycetes, Verrucariales, Verrucariaceae.
AUGGAGACUUGUCCUGUUCAGACUUGUCCUGUGCAGCCUUCUCCUAUUCAGGCUUUUCCUGUUACGACAAGACUCUUUGUUGCCGUAUCGGUUUUAACAUGCAUGAACUUCAGUGGUGCCGUUGCAUGGUGGUUAGUACGUGGGCCACGGUUCAGUAAACUUGCCGACGAAAUAGUUGAUGGGCGAGCAACACCACAGGGCGUACAAAAUUUUCAAGACGAUGUUCGAGAUUCACGGGUGGCGGCUAUAUCAGUCCGCGCAGUCAUCAUAGUAUUAAAGCUUGGAGGACAUGCACGGGAAGCUAAAGCGCUGAACGAACAGCUGCGAAUCGCAGGGCGCGGAAGACCAAUGGCAAUGGAUCCUGAAUCUAGGAGCGUUACCAGCCAAGUGGUUGAAGGAGUGCAAGCCUCACUACCUCAGACAGAAACACCAAUGGUAGGAGAGAAUGUGGUCCUAGGUAGGGACAUACUGCUUCAGGAAAGGAGGCUGGCCCAGAGCCCAAGACCUUCAACAUCCUCCGAGCGUCCUCCAGCUGCGAGCCAGCGUCCCUCAGCCUCCACAGCGGCUCUUGCAACCUCGAGGCCGAAUACCCCAACUUCAAGCCCUCGACCUUCAACUUCGAUCAUCCGUCCUUCAACUCCCAACCCACGUGGUACAAUCUCUACUUCGAGUCCUUCAACCCAGCCUCAACAACCUUCAACCCCAACUCAACGGCCUUCAAUCCCAGGCUCACAUCCCCCAGGCCCAACUCCACGUUCUUCCACCUCAACCAAGACAAGUUGGGAGACCGGACGGACUCACUGGUCUGCCGCGUCUGCUAGUCCAGAAAACCCGCUUAGCAACACAUUUGACCACUCCAGCCCUUACGGGGCAGCGGUCAACAACCUGAGAAACGCUCGCAAUGCUAGCAGCUAG